UAAGAAGGAAGCAGCAGACAGCUGUCCAGCUAUGCCGAAGAGCAGCAAGCAAUUGUUCAGGUUGGUAGGUCGAAAUCUUCGUAAAGGUAGAGAUCAUUUGAUGUGGGUUCUUCUACAGUUUAUAUCUGGAAGCAUACAAAAAAAUCAUUUGAAUGAUUUUUUACCUGUUAUGAAAUUGUAUGACUUGCUGUAUCCAGAAAAAGAACCUUUACCAUUUCCUGAUGUAACAAAAGCUAGUUCAACUCAUGCCUUGGCUAUUACCUGCAUAUGGAUUCAUCUUAUGAAAAAAGCUCAGCUAGAACAAGUUAGCCUCCAGAGAAGAUUGCCUCCAGCUUUGACAGCUCAUUUAGAGUAUUUGCAACACAGUCUGAGCAAUAACAACUUAUCCCAUAGCUUGAAUACAGACUAUAGGAUAUCACUGUUAUGUAAUGCAUAUAGCACCAAUCAAGAGUGCUUUACGCGACCUAUGGGUGUGCUUGUUGAAGCUGUUCAAGGUAAUCCAAAGCAGCAAGCUGCACUCACAGGAGGAGCUGUUUCUGGUCCUAUUAAGCCUUUAUCAAUGAGCAUAUUAGAUUCACUGACUGUUCAUACAAAGAUGAGCCUCAUACAUAACAUUGUAACACAUGUAAUGAAACUUGCUCAGACGAAAUCAAUGCUUUGUCUUGCUCCUGCAUUGGUGGAAACAUAUAGCAGAUUAUUGGUAUACAAUGAAAUUGAGAGUCUUGGCAUAAAAGGUUUUAUAAGUCACCUACUACCCACUGUUUUUCGAAGUCAUGCGUGGGGAAUAUUGCACACUUUACUAGAGAUGUUUAGUUAUAGAUUACAUCACUUUCAGCCUCAUUACAGAGUACAGUUAUUAAAUCAUUUGCAUAGUUUAGCAGCUGUGCCUCAGACUAAUCAGACUCAGCUUCAUUUGUGUGUUGAAAGUACUGCUUUAAAACUUAUAGCAGGAAUGGGAAGUGCUGAAGUUCAACCUCAGUUAUCUCGAUUGCCUGCAGAACCUAAAUCAUUAUUAUCUGGUGAAUCAGAGGAACUCAAUAAAGUUCUGGUUUUAACCAUUGCUAGAGCAAUACAUGUUACAGGUUCAGAAUCUCUGUCUGGCACUUGGUGUAAGGAAAUACUAACAACAAUUAUGCAGCAUACUCCCCAUAGUUGGUCAAGUUUUACUUUAAUGUGUUUUCCAAGUGUUCUUGCUGAUUUUUUCCAGCAACAUCAAGCUGCUAAAGAAAAUAAAGCUCAGUUAAAACGCUCAGUGGAAGAGGAAUAUAGAAAAUGGAAAACUAUGAGUAAUGAGAAUGAUAUAAUUUCUCAUUUCUCUCUACAGGGCUCAUCACCUCUUUUCUUGUGUUUGCUGUGGAAGAUGCUUUUAGACAAUGAUCGUAUUUCUACAAUAGCAUACAAAAUAUUGGAUCGUAUUGGUGCCCGAGCCCUUUCAGCACAUUUAAGAACUUUUGCUGAUUUUCUUGUCUUUGAAUUUGCCAACUCUGUAGGGGGACAACAUGUUAAUAAGUAUAUUGACGCAUUAAAUGAUUUAAUAUGGAAAUGCCAUGUCAUACAGUUGGAUAGACUUAUAUUAUGUUUGGCACUACGAAGUUUUGAAGGAAAUGAGGCUCAGGUGUGUUUUUUUAUUAUCCAUAUGCUACUCCUUAGACCAACAGAAUUCAAGAAUAGAGUGUAUGAUUUUGUGAAAGAGAAUUCUCCAGAACAUUGGAAGCAGUCUGAUUGGCAUGAAAAGCAUCUUAUGUUUCACAGGAUGUACCAAGAAAAGUUUUAUUUCGAGGGGCUACAUGAUCUAAAUACGCAAAGUAGUCAACAUACUUACUUGCCAGUGUAUUUUGGAAAUGUAUGCCUGAGAUUUUUGCCUGUUAUGGAUAUUGUUAUACACAGAUUUCUAGAGCUUCCUACUGUUCCAAUGUCUGUUGAGGGUUUGCUUGAUCAGCUAGGAUGUUUGUACAAAUUUCAUGAUCGCCCUGUGACAUAUCUGUAUAAUACUUUGCACUAUUAUGAGCAAAAGCUAAAAGACCGUCCACCUAUGAAGAAAAAACUAGUAUCUGCUAUCAUUGGUUCCUUGAAAGAUAUACGUCCUAAAGGCUGGGCUCUUAGUGAAGGAUAUCUUAAUUAUAUGGCAAAAAAUUCAGAUGAUUUAGAUUGGAUACCAGAACAUGACUACUAUGUGAAAUUAAUUGGCCGUUUAGUAGAUACACUUGGUGGAAAAUCCCCAUUUCCUCAUACUGAUUGGAGGUUUAAUGAAUUUCCUAAUCCAGCUGCUCAUGCACUACAUGUAACUUGUAUUGAACUUAUGGCUUUACCUAUUUCUACUAAUGCUGUUGGAAAUGCCUUGCUGGAUAUUAUUCUGCGAGGACGUACUGUAACUGCACAUUCUAACAUCUUGGCUUGGAUGAAUGCAGUUGGACUUGUUUUAACAGCCUUGCCUGAGGCUUAUUGGUCUGUUUUGAAUGAUCGCAUAUUAGAAGUUAUGCAGUCUCCACUUCUUGCAAAUCCAUCUCCUGAUAUGGAUCCAUUUUUGAUGUUUGAUUUUGCAGGCAGCUAUAACAGUAUGACUGAACUCCCUUGCAGUUAUCUUGUUGCACUCACUCAUGCUGUUUGGUAUCAUGCUAGCAUUGGACAGAUUUGUACAUUGACACAAUUGUUGAAAGAAAAGUUUAAACCUGCUGUGAAGACUGAGGAACAAUUUUUGUUCAUCUGCCAUUUAGUUGCUCCAUUUUUACAGCGCUUUCAUGUUGAAAGGACAAGAUAUGCAAUGGAGAUUACAGUAGAGCUGUAUGAAAUGUUAGAAGCAGUGGAUAAAAAUUGUGAGCAGUUGCGAUACAUUGAUUCAGUUUGUGAUUUAUUGUAUCAUAUAAAAUAUAUGUUUAUAGGUGAUUCAAUUAAAAAUGAUGUGGAAAGGAGUAUUCGAAACUUAAGACCUGCUAUUCAACGUAAACUGAGGUUUAUAACUCAUCUCAAUAUAGAAGAAAUGUCAGUAACAUGAGCAUUAAUCGACUGUCAUGAUUGAAUAUGUAUUAUAAAGUUGUAAAUAUUCAUUCAUCUGCAUGAAGUUGUUUUUAGCAUUUUAAGAAACAGCAGUUUAUAUGAUGGAUCAUCCUAUGUGGACAUUCAGUAUUUCACCUGCAGAUUUGCUCAUAUAACAUAUUUAAAAUGAUGUAUAUUAUCUUUAGUGUCGUUUUUAUUGUCUUAUCAUGAGAUUUUUAUAUCAAAAACAUUAUUUUUGUAUGAACUUUUCUUUACUGGAAAAAUUUUUAUAGGAACUAAUGAUAGUUCAUGAACAUUAAAAAGUUAGAUGAAAGAAUUUGAAUAGUUUUUUUUUC
Stegodyphus dumicola is the source of this 3329-nucleotide messenger RNA. It is a transcript of the gene MED23, whose product is annotated as mediator complex subunit 23. Lineage: Eukaryota; Metazoa; Arthropoda; Arachnida; Araneae; Eresidae. Gene Ontology annotation, cellular component: transcription regulator complex; mediator complex. The record is from RefSeq and is a predicted model, not a curated record. Gene Ontology annotation, biological process: regulation of transcription by RNA polymerase II; positive regulation of gene expression.